UAAUAUCAUGAAAUUUAUUAAAUAUAGUUAUCAAAAGAAAAAUUAUGUAUAUUGUUUUUGUGUGCUGUUUUAUAAAUGUACUUGCUUCCAAAAAUUGGAAAAACAUUUUGGAUGGAGGAAGCCAUCUCGAAAAAAAAGAAAAUUUUAAUCUGGAAGAGCUUUGUCUGGAAAAAUUUCAUCUAAAACCAAAAACUGAUGAAGGAGACUUGAAAGUUCACUCAAUUGAAGCAUUAAAAGUUUCUUCAGAUGAUAUUAACAAGUGUGGUGCUCCAGAAAAAUGUAUAUUCAACAUUUCAUACUUCAUACAGUUUUUAGCAAAUUAUACAAGUUUAAUAAAACCCUGUUGUCACCUUGAUGGUGAACACCUUACCGCUCAAGUAAAAUUAAAGGAGUUAUUAGAUUCAGAAUAUAGUGAAGAGCUCUUGGAUAUAUUGAAUGAUUUUUAUAAGGAGUGUCAGCUUUGUGUUACUAAUCAAAACUCUGGAGUUUCAUUCAGAAAUUUUUUAUGGUAUUGUUUACUUGUUGUUUUAUUUUAUUCUACAGUGAUGUUUUGGUAUAAAAAAUAUUUUGAAAAAAGCAAAAAUGAAAUUUCAAUCAUAAAGCCUAAGAUAAAUAGUUUUAUACCCGAAGAAGUUUGUAAAGAGAAUGCUUCUAAUGUAGAAAAUUUUAAAAAGAAUGAUGCUUCUAAUGUAAAAAAUUUUAAAGAGAAUGAUGCUUCCAAUGUAGAAAAAAAAAGAAAAGAGAAUAAUGCUGUAGAAAAAGACACUAUGAGUAAGGAGAAUAAAAAAUUUAAUUUCUCAUUAUCAAUUCAAGAAGAAUCAGUUUAUUCAAAUAAUAUAACUGGUAAACGUUCAACCAGCUUUUGUCUAUAAAUGCUUAAAUGAUGUAUUAAAUGGUGCUUGGUUUAUUUUCAAAACAAAAAAAAAAAAACAUUUUGAGAAAUCUAUGAUGAAUAAAGUUAAUGAAAUGAGAUAUCAUUUUGUAGAAGUCUAAGUAUUUGGUACUGUUUAAGUAUUUGCUACAGAAAUUGAAUUAAAUAUGUGUGUUUUUGUUAAAAAAAACUUUUUUUGACUUUUAUAUAAUAUAAAAGCUAUAAUUUUUAUGCAAUACAAUAGUUUUUC
Messenger RNA from Hydra vulgaris (swiftwater hydra), 1121 nucleotides. RefSeq lists its product as uncharacterized. NCBI's taxonomy places the organism in Eukaryota, Metazoa, Cnidaria, Hydrozoa, Anthoathecata, Hydridae. The record is from RefSeq and is a predicted model, not a curated record.